This is a messenger RNA of Helobdella robusta, 3593 nucleotides long. RefSeq lists its product as hypothetical. The transcript is spliced from 11 exons. The record is from RefSeq and is a predicted model, not a curated record. NCBI's taxonomy places the organism in Eukaryota, Metazoa, Annelida, Clitellata, Rhynchobdellida, Glossiphoniidae. The coding region runs from base 233 to 2032 and encodes 599 amino acids.
UUUUCACCAUCAAAUUAAAAAAAUUUCGUUUUUAGUUUCGUUAAUUAUUUUUCUAAAAUAGACGUUUUUAGAUCCAAUUUUUUUGAUUUGUGACGGACGCACAUGACUGUUAAUAAAAUUUUUAGUUUUAUAUAUUGAUUUUUCAACUUAACGGAAUCGUAAUUUUUUCAACGAAACAUUGAAUUUGAAUUGAAUCAUUGAAACAAUCAAAACAAAAGAGAAAUAAAAACAAAUGGACCAGCCGGUACUCACUUACACGUGUGACAUCUGUGGGCAAGAAAAUAUUUCAUCCGGCGACAUGCCAGUGCACAUUUCAAUCAACCAUCUAGAUGACGUGCAAUGCGUUUUUUGCAGCCACGUGUGCAAAACUGUGGAGCAGCUGCAAUGGCAUAUUGACCGAGUUCAUCCGGAUAAUAAUUACGAUGGGAAAGUCGGCAACUGUUGUUACGGUGGGGAAGCUUUCAGUGAUGGUCUAGAUUUUGGGGUGGAAGAAUUUUGUACUCCUAGAGAGAGUCGUGGAGGAAAGAGAAAUAUUUCAAAUAGCAGUAAUGAUACAAAUCACUUUGAUAAACAGAAAGCAAAGCAGCAGAGAUCUGAUGAAUCUAAAAAGAAAAAUGAUGUUGAGCAGCAACUGCAAGAUUACCAAUUAAAUAAACAUUUGAAUUUCCUGCAACAACAAAACAACAACACUCCACUGUUGAAAAUCAACUGCCCCAUAUGUGGCUACGAACCGAGGAAUGAUGAAGACGAACUCUCAUUACAGGUCCACGUCAACAAUCAUUUUGAUUCAUCGACCCACAUGAUCAAUGAUGACGAAGAUGAUGCAGUGCAACAAUCACAACAACAUCUGCCCCAACAGCAUAAUCGGCCACGAAAACAACAACAUCAUCGACAACACCAACUUCAUUGGGGGGUCCAACUGCCUAACUUCCUAACAUCAGCCAGCAGUGUAAAUAAUGAAAGUAUUCCUGAAAAGUUUAAAGAUGAUCUCAAGAGUUGCACUCCAAAUGUGAUCAGCAAAAUAUUACAAGUCCUUGGUUUAUCAUGGUCGUCGACAUCCUCAUCAUCAGCAGCUGCAGCAAAAUCACCAUCAUCAUCAUUUUCCUCAUUAAAACUCUGUGCCGAUCUUUCUCAUUUCUCAACACAGCAAAUGCCUGACCAAGGAUAUGGUUGUGGUUACAGGAAUUUACAGAUGAUCCUAUCGUGCCUGGCGAACAACCAGCACUUUCAGCAAGUAAUCUUCCAAGGAACACCAAUCAUCCCAUCAAUCCAUCGGUUGCAAAUGUUACUUGAGACCAGUUGGCGAGAAGGUUUCGACAAAGAAGGUGGCCGGCAGCUGAGUAAUUCGGUCCUGAGCACGAGGAAAUGGAUCGGAGCCACUGAUAUUGUUGCUCUAUUGUCCUUUCUUAAGAUUAGGUGUCAGUUAUACGAUUUCUCCAGACCUGUCCCCCCACCAUCAUCGAUCAAGCAUCCAGACUUGAUCAAACUAGUUUACGAUUACUACUACAACAGCACUAAUAAUAGAAAUAAGAAUGAUCUGAAUGAUGGCUGUUGUAAUAUGAAACCACCGUUAUACAUCCAGCACCAGGGACAUAGCAGGCUUGUGAUUGGCUGCAUCAAAAAAGUCGACUGCAGCAACAAAGGCAACAAAAAAAUCGACGGCUUCUUCCAAAACGGCGUAAACGCAGCCACUACUACAACUGCUGCAGCUACUGCUGCAGCUACUUCUAAUACCGCAGCAACUAGCAAAAAUAGUAGCAGCGGUAGUAGCAAUUUCAAAUGCGAAGAUUACAACUUACUAAUAUUAGACCCAGGCUUGCCCAAGUAUAAAUUAGAUCAAGUAUUUAAAGUAAUGAGGCGAGAGGGAGGUGGUUCAAAUGCAAGCGACGCCGAAAAGUGUUUAAAAUUAUUUAUCAAGGGACCUGAAUCUUUCAGUGAUCGGCAGUACCAGGUCGCCAGGGUCAUGGGUCUGUUUGAAAGUGAAGAGAUGUGGAUGGCCAGCAAAAAGCUUACAUCAAUAAAGAUGUCUUGAAAUGUAUUGUAAUGUAGCCUUCCAGAAGUUAACAUCAUUCUUGAAUUCCAAGGAAAAAUUCUGUAUCUCUCUCUCUCUCUAUAUAUAUAUAUAUAUAUGUCUGAUUUUCACCAAUAAUUAUAUAUAUAUAUAUAUUGGAUUAAGACUGUCAAUAAUAGAAUAAACAUAUAUAUAUACACACAAUAUAUAUAUAUAUAUAUAGACACAUCAAUCCAUUAUAAUUGUUUCAUUUUCUCAUCAUUUAUAACAUAAGUUAUCUUCUUGUUUACUGCUACAAUCGCUUCAUCAGUAUUAAUUUAUUACCAUCAAUGCACUUUAUGAAUGUCAUUGUCUUUCUCUCUCUCUCUCUCUACCCCUUUCUCACACAUAUAUGUAUGUUUGUGUAUGUGUGUUAGCACCAUUUGACACAUGUUUAAAAUAAAUUAUAAUGUAAAUAUUGUUGGUUUUAUGUCUACGAAAGAUGAAUAGGUCACCUCUUUAAACUUUCAUUGAAAUAUGCAUUGUAAAACAGCGUUUUUCGUUCGUUUAUUUACAUGGCAAUAAGUUAUUUGCUACAAAUCUUAUAUAUGCAGUUCAAAGGAUGAUUAAAUAUUAAUGAUAAUAAUAUUGAUGGUGAGCAAUAUGAGAAGCCUUUGUUGGUGAGAGCUGGUUUGUUGACUGGUUGGUUGAAAAGGUGAUGGCGAUGAUCAGCAGAUGGGCGAAGACGAAUGAGUUUGUAAUCUGAUAAGGGGGUUGGCAUGUGUCGAGUAUUUUAUAUCUGGUGACAGUACGUAUAAAACAAUCAAUGGGACGACGGAAGAACUGUUUGAGACACCGAGUGGAAAGAGGGCUUAUAAUCAAAAGAUACAAAAGAUUUACAACCGGUCGUAAAUCGAAGAAAGAUAUGUAAGAGCAACAAAAAAUUUAAAUAAGAAGGGAUUAUGCACAUCUGGGGCACGCCGCACAUCUCUAGUAAAAAAAAUGGCAAAAUGACGUCACGAACAGGCAGCAGGCGUGUUGUAGAUGAUGACGUAAGUGCAGACCUCAUCCUCUUCCAGUGAAACCACCGCGUCUGUCACGUGACAUUGGAAUUUUAUGGCUUUCCUCUGCCUUCUAUUUGGACAUCCCUGGUUAUCGCCGCCCCCCACCAUCAUCACGUACUCAUCAUCGUCACCACCACCAUCUCUUUUCACCCAUUUCAUGACGUCAUCAUCAUCAUCACCGCCAUGUUUUAUUCUCUCCUUCAUUAUUUUACCCUUAUAUGUCAACCAGCUUGCAUAGCGACCUAUAUAAACAGUACCAGCGCCUUUGAUACUCCUCUGCUGAAUAGGGCCAAAGACGCAAAUACUAUAAACGUACGACAUCUUCCUUAUUUGAGGGCAUUCAUCUUUUUUCAAUUUGUAAAACUCCCCAUUCGAUCCGUACAACUGAAUUGGGGAGAAUAUGAAACUAGUCAGAAUUGUAAUUUUAAAAAACUGACUAAUCAGGCAUGCGUGGAACAAGUAAAGGAGGAACUACAGAUUGGACGUAUAUGAGACUAGUGAAAAUCAAAAAAUUAGGAAAUGUCCACAAAGGAGGUCAC